Molecule: messenger RNA, 1614 nt
Organism: Brachypodium distachyon (stiff brome)
Lineage: Eukaryota; Viridiplantae; Streptophyta; Magnoliopsida; Poales; Poaceae
Product: agmatine deiminase
Exons: 10
Coding region: 250-1389 (379 amino acids)
Biological process (GO): putrescine biosynthetic process
Molecular function (GO): agmatine deiminase activity; protein-arginine deiminase activity
Source: RefSeq, a predicted model, not a curated record
AGCGGAGUCUAUGGUCCGUCUCACCUGGACGGCUGGACGGCAACUGAUUGCCACGACCUUUCUCUCCUGCCGCCGUCCUACUCUAGUAGUAGUACUCCCUUUCCCUUCCCAUGAUCCCAUCCCACCUACAAAAAGCCAAGCCACCGAGCCGAUGAGAGCCUGACGCUGCACCUCCACCGUCUGAUUAGCUCAGGGGACGGGAUUGGAGUUAAUUAGGUUUAGCGACAGUGAAGAAGCGGAGCGGAGAGGAUGGUGAAGACCAUGGCGGGGUGCCCCGCGAAGAUGGGGUUCCGGAUGCCGGCGGAGUGGGAGCCGCACGAGCAGUGCUGGAUGGGCUGGCCCGAGCGUCCUGACAAUUGGCGGGAGAAUGCCGGUCCAGCUCGAAAAACAUUUGCGAGAACCGCAAUUGCCAUUUCAAAGUUUGAGCCCGUCACCAUUUGUGCAAGUGCCGAACAGUAUCCUUAUGUCCACAAGCUAAUGCAACAUCAGCCGAACAUCAGGGUGGUUGAGAUGAGCAUGAAUGAUUCCUGGUUUCGUGAUACUGGUCCCACUUUUAUUACACGUAAAGGCGGAUCAGAUAUAGGACUCACAGAUCAAACAAUAGCAGGAAUUGAUUGGGAAUUUAAUGCCUGGGGAGGAGUUGGUGGUGGUUGCUACGAUGAUUGGAGUCUUGACAGAAACAUUGCCAAGAAAAUAAUUGAUAUGGAGAGGAUCCCUAGGUUUCCACACAGAAUGGUUCUCGAGGGUGGAAGCAUUCAUGUAGAUGGAGAAGGUACAUGCAUUACGACCGAAGAAUGCUUGUUGAAUCCUAACAGAAAUCCCAACAUGACCAAACUAGAGAUAGAGAAUGAGCUCAAGGAUUUUCUUGGAGUCACAAAGAUCAUUUGGAUACCUCGGGGACUUUAUGGUGAUGAGGAUACAAAUGGACAUGUUGACAAUUUAUGCUGUUUCAUUAAACCUGGUGUUAUCCUCUUGUCAUGGACGGAUGACGAGAACGACCCACAGUAUGAACGGUCGGUUGAGGCACUAGCAACUCUCUCUCAAGCUGUCGAUGCAAAAGGGCGGCACAUAGAAGUGGUAAAAAUCAACAUACCAAGGCCUCUAUACAUCACAAAGGAAGAGGGGGAUGGUGUUGACGCAACGGGGCAUGCUGUACCAAGGGUACCUGGUGACAGAUUGGCUGCCUCAUACGUGAACUUCUACGCAGCGAACGGUGGAAUCAUAGCACCAGCUUUCGGUGACAAGCAGCGGGAUGACGAAGCGCGUGAGGUUCUCCAGAAAGCAUUUCCUGACCAUGAGAUUGUGAUGGUCGAAGGCGCAAGAGAGAUCGUGUUGGGAGGAGGGAACAUACACUGCAUCACGCAGCAGCAGCCCGUGCGCCCGUCGUAGAUGAACUGCGUGGAGAAACGACCAUGCUCGGCACUGUGGUCAUGAUUCAAUCACUUAUUGUUGCUCCCCAGGCGUUGAUAGAUUGCCCAAGUGCAAUAUUGGUGAAUUGUAUACAUAUCAAACGCCCGCAGCAUCUUGCACAUUGAAAUUGCUUCGCAGGCAAAUUGAUAUAUCGUAAGAUCGAUAUUGAAUGGAGUAAUACGUAGUAGAGUACAAUACUAUCUA